Moneuplotes crassus is the source of this 846-nucleotide messenger RNA. NCBI's taxonomy places the organism in Eukaryota, Ciliophora, Spirotrichea, Euplotida, Euplotidae. The record is from the annotation of a GenBank genome assembly.
AUAUGGAGGCUCAAGUCUGUUUGAAUUGUGGAGGAUUUAGUCAUUCCUAUGAAGGAAAUGGGAAGGCUAGUCUUGACUGUAAUCUUGAAUACAAGCAAAUGGUCACUAUUGCAGAGCAACAGAAUAAGAUAACUAAAAAUAAGCUUAAGAAGAUUAUGAAAUUGAUGAAUGAGAUUAAGACUGAGCAAAGCUUAAUUAAAGAUCUUGAUAAAUAAAAUCAAGGCUUAUUCUAAAAAUUGGAAGCCAGAGAACCAGCCUAGACAAAGACGUGAAGAAGAAAAGAAGGCUCAAAGAGCUCCUCCUAGAGAGGAGCGUAAGGCUCCUUCCAAAGCUUGGGGAGCAGAUAGCUCUUCUGAAGAAGAGGACAAGCGUGAUAGUUCAGAUUCAGAAGAUGAUUGGGGAGCCAGUAGUGACAUAACUGAUUUGAGUAGGAAGCAUAAUAGAGAAGAACAGAAAAACAAUUCGUUCCCUUCUUCAAUGUUCAAUCAGAGCGAGAUUAGAAGAGAAAUGGAGGAUGAUUCCUGGAGUUCCAGUAACAACUCAAUACAAGAAGAGUCUAAAUGGGGACACCAUCGUGAUCCCAUUCAAAGUUCAAGCAGAGGUUUUAGAGGAAGCAGAGGCUCGAGAGCAGGCAGAGGGCCAGCUAGGGGAAGACAUAUAAGAGGAGCUGAUCAGAGAGGUCAAAGAGGAAACAGGAGAGCUAAUAGAGGCAAUAGGGGAGGAGAAGCAGGAAGAGGAUAUAGAGGAUCAAACAGAGGUGCCAGGAACCCUAGAAGGAAUGAUUUUAAAAUUCAGGAUAAUGGUAGUAGUGAUGAUAAUUGGGGUGCUUAAAAAGUUUCAACCUGA